Molecule: messenger RNA, 2084 nt
Organism: Nomascus leucogenys (northern white-cheeked gibbon)
Lineage: Eukaryota; Metazoa; Chordata; Mammalia; Primates; Hylobatidae
Gene: BMP4
Product: bone morphogenetic protein 4
Exons: 4
Coding region: 558-1784 (408 amino acids)
Biological process (GO): BMP signaling pathway; negative regulation of transcription by RNA polymerase II; SMAD protein signal transduction
Cellular component (GO): extracellular region
Molecular function (GO): cytokine activity; growth factor activity; BMP receptor binding
Source: RefSeq, a predicted model, not a curated record
GGGCGCCCGCGGCCUCCGCACCCGGACCUGAGGUGUUGGUCGACUCCGGGCAUCAACGGUCGGGAGGGAGGGCUGAGCUUCUCGAUCCUUUACUUUUCCUCCUCAAAGUCUACCUGCAACUGCCCCUAAGAAGAAAACCAAGUUUGUGCGUGGAGAGUGGGGCGGCAGGCAACCCGAGCCCUUGAGCUCCGGAGCGACCCAAAGCAGCAACUAGGAAUAGCCUCAGGAAAGGGAGGUCGGGUGGAGUGGGCUUUGGCACAGGAGUCCUGGGGCCCGGGCCCCGGGGGCGACCUGGCGCGCCCGGCCCUGCUGAACACUGAGUUGCGCCUAGUCGGGUUUUCGAAGAGGCCCUUGCGCUGAGCGACCCACGCGCGCGGCAGCAUCUUCGAUUAGUCAGGACAUCCCAGUAAUUGCUUGAGCUGUAGGAGCCAUUCCGUAGUGCCAUCCCGAGCAACGCACUGCUGCAGAUUCCCUGAGCCUUUCCAGCAAGUUUGUUCAAGAUUGGCUGUCAAGAAUCAUGGACUGUUAUUAUAUGCCUUGUUUUCUGUCAAGACACCAUGAUUCCUGGUAACCGAAUGCUGAUGGUCGUUUUAUUAUGCCAAGUCCUGCUAGGAGGCGCGAGCCAUGCUAGUUUGAUACCUGAGACGGGGAAGAAAAAAGUCGCCGAGAUUCAGGGCCACGCGGGAGGACGCCGCUCAGGGCAGAGCCAUGAGCUCCUGCGGGACUUCGAGGCGACACUUCUGCAGAUGUUUGGGCUGCGCCGCCGCCCGCAGCCUAGCAAGAGUGCAGUCAUUCCGGAUUACAUGCGGGAUCUUUACCGGCUUCAGUCUGGGGAGGAGGAGGAAGAGCAGAUCCACAGCACUGGUCUGGAGUAUCCUGAGCGCCCGGCCAGCCGGGCCAACACCGUGAGGAGCUUCCACCACGAAGAACAUCUGGAGAACAUCCCAGGGACCAGUGAAAACUCUGCUUUUCGUUUCCUCUUUAACCUCAGCAGCAUCCCUGAGAACGAGGUGAUCUCCUCUGCAGAGCUUCGGCUCUUCCGGGAGCAGGUGGACCAGGGCCCUGAUUGGGAACAGGGCUUCCACCGUAUAAACAUUUAUGAGGUUAUGAAGCCCCCAGCAGAAGCGGUGCCUGAGCACCUCAUCACACGACUACUGGACACGAGACUGGUCCACCACAAUGUGACACGGUGGGAAACUUUUGAUGUGAGCCCUGCGGUCCUUCGCUGGACCGGGGAGAAGCAGCCAAACUAUGGGCUAGCCAUUGAGGUGACUCACCUCCAUCAGACUCGGACCCACCAGGGCCAGCAUGUCAGGAUUAGCCGAUCGUUACCUCAAGGGAGUGGGAAUUGGGCCCAGCUCCGGCCCCUCCUGGUCACCUUUGGCCAUGAUGGCCGGGGCCAUGCCUUGACCCGACGCCGGAGGGCCAAGCGUAGCCCUAAGCAUCACCCACAGCGGGCCCGGAAGAAGAAUAAGAACUGCCGGCGCCACUCGCUCUAUGUGGACUUCAGCGAUGUGGGCUGGAAUGACUGGAUUGUGGCCCCACCAGGCUACCAGGCCUUCUACUGCCAUGGGGACUGCCCCUUUCCACUGGCUGACCACCUCAACUCAACCAACCAUGCCAUUGUGCAGACCCUGGUCAAUUCUGUCAAUUCCAGUAUCCCCAAAGCCUGUUGUGUGCCCACUGAACUGAGUGCCAUCUCCAUGCUGUACCUGGAUGAGUAUGAUAAGGUGGUACUGAAAAAUUAUCAGGAGAUGGUAGUAGAGGGAUGUGGGUGCCGCUGAGAUCAGGCAGUCCUUGAGGAUAGACGGACAGAUAUACACACCACACACACACACACACACACACACACACACGUUCCCAUCCACUCACCCAUACACUACACAGACUGCUUCCUUAUAGCUGGACUUUUAUUUAAAAAAAAAAAAAAAAAAAAGGAAAAAAUCCCUAAACAUUCACCUUGACCUUAUUUAUGACUUUACGUGCAAAUGUUUUGACCAUAUUGAUCAUAUAUUUUGACAAAAUAUAUUUAUAACUACGUAUUAAAAGAAAAAAAUAAAAUGAGUCAUUAUUUUAAAGGUAAA